AUGGAUGGGGAUCCAAAAUACUCAGAGAGGGAGACCGCUUGGCAGAACAGUGCCAACGAUUUCCACCCGGCUGUCGUUAUUACAAAUUCAUACAAGGUGGCCAGAUCGGGGACUGGGCGAUCCUUGAUUGCACCAGCAGACCUCGGCCGUAUGGUGGCGUGUGUCACAGCAAUCUGUGGCGAGUGA
Messenger RNA from Aspergillus pseudoviridinutans, 186 nucleotides. RefSeq lists its product as uncharacterized. The record is from RefSeq and is a predicted model, not a curated record. NCBI's taxonomy places the organism in Eukaryota, Fungi, Ascomycota, Eurotiomycetes, Eurotiales, Aspergillaceae. Bases 1 to 186 code for a protein of 61 amino acids. The transcript has 2 exons.